This is a messenger RNA of Linum tenue, 1176 nucleotides long. The record is from the annotation of a GenBank genome assembly. Lineage: Eukaryota; Viridiplantae; Streptophyta; Magnoliopsida; Malpighiales; Linaceae.
CUUCGCUUUCUUGAUCUCUUCGAUCGGAAAUUGAGAUUUGAGAAGGCGGAAGAUCGGUUGUCGGACGUUCGAUUCUGAAACCAAAUUUUCUUCUUUAGCGCUUUAGGGUUUUGAAUUAGUGCAGUCGGCAGAAAUGAUCAUACAAGGUACUCGUGUGCCGUUGAAGGGGUGGCAGCAGGCGGCGGUUGCGGUUGGAUCGGCGGUGGGUGCAUUGCUUGACCCGCGGAGAGCGGAUUUGAUCGGAGCUCUCGGUGAAACCACGGGGAAGCCUGCUUUCGAAAGAGUUCUUGAGAGGAUGAAGCGAAGCCCAGAAGGCAGAGAAGUGCUAUCAGAGAGACCACGUGUAGUAUCAUCACAAGUAGCGCACGCAUGGGACCUACCGGAGAACACAUUUGGCGCAGCCUACGCAAGAUUCAUGGGAUCAAGAAAUUUCUCGCCUGACGAUCGUCCGCCAGUGAGGUUCAUAGAGACCGAUGAACUUGCGUACGUCGCAACACGGGCUCGAGAGGUGCACGACUUCUGGCACGCCCUUUUCGGUCUCCACACAAACUUGAUUGGCGAAUCAGCGCUGAAGGUGAUAGAGUUCCAUCAGAUGUACCUGCCAAUGUGCCUGAUGUCUGUCGUGGGGGGCACAGUGAGGUUCAACGAGAAACAGAGGAAACUGUUCUUCCAGCACUACUUUCCUUGGGCUAACACUGCUGGAAUGAAGUGCACAGAUCUCAUGUGUGUAUACUACGAGAAGCACUUCGACGAAGACUUGGAGGAUGUGAGAAGAAACUGGGGGAUAAUUCCUGCUCCUGCUGCCCCCUAAUUAGAAAAGCUUCAGAUGUUUGCUUUUGCCAAGUUUGAGGGAGCAUGAUGAGAAUUGAAUAGAGGUUGUGAAUGUGGUCGUUCAUGUGUUUUGUCGACUUCAUUGCUUGCUGGGUUCAGCUUAUGUCUAUGAUGGAAAUCGCAAGUUUGUAAUUGAAGACCUCAAAGUGUACGGAAAAAAUGUGCUUACACAAAUACGGUUACAGAUAGAAAUUGUCAUUUUCAUCUUUACUAUUUUCAGUUCAUCAUCUUCAAGCUUUGCGUUACUCGCGACAGCAUGACUUCUGCAGCAGCUGAGGAGAGUUAAACGGAACUGAUCGUGCAAAAUCGAUUGUAACAAAAACACCAAGGAAAUCAACUGAAAAU